GGCGCUGGUACUGCGCCCGACUAGCAACCUCAAGACCCAAGCAAUCCUAUCACAACUCGACGCGACAACCUGUUGAUCUUCCUUACAUAACCACAUUAUUGUGAUCAUUUUAGGUCACCUUUUGAGCUUUGUCUGAUCCGAAAGCUACAUCCCAGAGGUCUCAACAAUGGCGUCCCGUAGGAAGGUUUUAUUGAAGGUCAUCAUCUUGGGCGACAGCGGUGUUGGAAAGACGAGUUUGAUGAAUCAAUAUGUCAACAAAAAAUUCAGCGCAAGCUACAAGGCUACAAUUGGAGCGGACUUCCUCACCAAGGAAGUUCUUGUGGAUGAUCGACUCGUUACGAUGCAGCUUUGGGAUACUGCCGGCCAGGAGCGAUUCCAGUCACUUGGCGUAGCAUUCUACCGAGGCGCAGACUGCUGCGUGCUUGUUUACGACGUUAAUAAUUCAAAGAGCUUUGAUGCGCUGGAUAGCUGGAGGGACGAAUUUCUUAUUCAAGCCAGCCCGCGGGAUCCAGAAAGCUUCCCUUUUGUCGUGCUUGGAAAUAAGAUCGACGUGGAGGAAAACAAACGGAUGAUCUCUUCGAAGCGUGCCAUGACCUUCUGUCAAUCUAAGGGCGGCAUUCCCUAUUUUGAGACGAGUGCAAAGGAGGCAGUCAAUGUAGAGCAGGCCUUUGAAGUUAUUGCAAGACAGGCUCUAGCUCAAGAGGAGUCGGAAGAGUACAAUGGCGACUACGGCGACCCGAUACCCUUGGACAACUUCAACGAACCGGGCGGCUGUGCCUGUUAACGAAGAUACCACUAUAAUUGUAUUAACACCUUCUUUCCUUCUGGCUCGAUUCAGAGAUGUCGAGUCAAGACUGGGCGAAUAGAUCUGUUCAAAUCAAGCCAGAAACGUCGUUGCCUGUUCCACACUGUUCAUUGCACAUGCCUGUAAUCGUUACACAUCAUUGUCUGUCUACUAUCGUUUGCUCUUUCAGCGCCGCAGAAUUGCAGAAUUACUAAUUGAGGAGAAUAUAAGCUAUCGAAUAUGGCCAAUGUUGUACAUAUAACACACGCUUUGACAUAGAUUACGAUCAGCUUACGUGCCCUCGUAAACAUCUUUUAAUGUGUUGACUCAUUUGUUUAUUAUUACUGUUGGAAUCUCAGACGUCUUAUCUUGCGCGGGU
Molecule: messenger RNA, 1163 nt
Organism: Xylona heveae TC161
Lineage: Eukaryota; Fungi; Ascomycota; Xylonomycetes; Xylonales; Xylonaceae
Exons: 8
Coding region: 167-784 (205 amino acids)
Biological process (GO): regulation of vacuole fusion, non-autophagic
Cellular component (GO): late endosome; vacuole; phagocytic vesicle
Molecular function (GO): GTPase activity; GTP binding
Source: RefSeq, a predicted model, not a curated record